AGUACAGGUUUGUAGAGCAGACAGAAUAAAAAUUAUGCUCGAAUGAAAGGAAAAGGAGUUGAGUAGGAGGCCCUUCUUUUUGAAUUUAAGUACUUUACUUUGCUUUUCUUUCUUGGUUCUUCGUAGCAAUUCAAUUACAGCUAGGAACAAAAUGCCAUCUCCACCUAGUGCUUCCACUUCGAAGUCCACAGUUGUACCCACCACGAAAACCGGCGAGAAAGUUGAUCCAUUCGCCGCCUUGCCAAGCAAUGUUGGGCUGCAAGUAGUGCAUUUUCUGGACUUGCGCAGCGCAGACCGGUUCAGCAAGACCAGCGGUGCUUGCCGUCAAAUUUUCGAUGGGAGCGUGGAGAGCAGCACCAGUGUCAAAUGCCCGGCUCUCUUCGUGUUGAAUCUCUUGGACGGGUUUGGAGCCGACCUGGAUUUUUUGGGUUGGUUGGACGUCACCAGUCUGGCGCGACUGCGGGAAGUUUCGAUCAUGUUCAAAACGUCCGUCGAUGCGUAUCUAAUCUCCGACCGCGUGGUCCCGCUGUCGCCGCCGCUGCCGCCCGUUGAGGCGAGGGAGGAGCGCAGGAAGAUCGCAGACGAGGACUCUCUCAGCCUGCGCCGCACGCGUCCGGUUCUUCACCUGCUCAGCAUGCCGCAUUCAUCCAAACCUGAGCACGAAGACGCGAGCGUUCGACGGGUAGAACUCUUCAGAAACACCCGGUGCAGGACUGUAGCCGACCUCGAUCGCGCCGGCGCGCCAUGGUGCCGCUUCUACUUGUUGCGAGCCGGGUUGGACUGUCGCCAAGAAGCGGUUUGCAGGUUGAUGUCGUUCAAAGAGGGAAACGACCGCUUCGCAGUCAAAAACGACUGGAGUGCGGCCGAAAAAUGGAUAAACCUGCGGAAUAAUAUUUAUCCUUUUUCGCUUGACCGCAGAGAACCUCACAGAAUAAGUCUGCUGCGCGUGAUCCAGAAUCCGUUUUAUUGUGCAUGCGCGAUGAAGCUGUCUUGGAACUACAAUGACUACCCGCAACCGGCGCCUUUGUCGUGCUUUUUUGUAGUGCUGUUUCACUACUGUGCGUUGCUCAAAUCGAAGCAGGCACAGGAGACCGCGGCUCCUUCGGGUUCGGACGAACGAGGCGAAGAAGUACAUAAUACAGCAGACCCAGAUCAACACAGCAAGCACCUCCUACAGGAGCAGGAGGAACACGAUGUCACAAUGAAGGAGCAAGAAGCUUCAAGUGGGGAUGGAGGCGAAAAGGUCAAUGAGGACGACGACGGCAAGACCAAGACACCAGACGAAUCCACCAGCAAGCCCAGCAGCUUCAGCGACCUCGCGACGGACGCCAACCUUCAGGCCAAAGACCGGCUCGCCAUUCAGCAGAGCUGGAGACAGUCUGGCUUUGCCCUUCUGAUGCUCGUCAUUGACUUUGCGCGCUACUUCUAUCGUGUGGAGAAUGGGCGGCUACCGGAAAGCGAGGUUGAUGACGUUGUCCUGACUGAAGUUGGGGAUUUUCUUCUGGACGCACUAGAAAAGGGGAAACCAGUUACAAGUUUUUGUGCAGACGGCUUCUUUUGGACUACAACCCCAGACCAACGCGUUUUGCAAACGGAAGCACCGACUUGGAGCAAAAGGCAGCGACGGACAGUAAAUUCAUCGAUGUUCUUUUUCAUUUUCAUCGCACGGAAGACUACAAAAAGCAAUUCUUUUUCAUUCGUCCUAUUAUUUCAUCCCCCUUGUUCGUGUACUACACGGAGCUUGGUUUCCUUUGAUUUUAUCAAGCGAUGAUGACGAACUUUAUCCUACACCACAGUUAUUGGACCACUGGUUACAGGCAGAGAUUGAGUUUGGUUCGGAAGGGCUUUUUCAGAUUCUUAGGCGACAGGAGCAGUUGACGCGCAUACUGCCCCUACUCGCAAGCACCCUGUGGAACCAGACCCUUCGGUGGUUGCUACGGAGAAGCGCGCGGGGCGGCAUGACCAGCGAUGCACAGUUGUGCUUCCAGUUCCUCAAUGUGCUAGAUCCCUCCACCGCCAGUCUUGCUUACGAUUUGAGGGAUGAGGGCAGCGACCUGAGCUACAAUUACGAGAGCGACAAUGAGGCCAGCAUGGAGGUCUCUGGUGACGAUGAAGAUGGAAGCGACGAGGGCGAUGCGUGUAGCUCAGACGCGCCGGUGGAGUACGUGCUGAAAAUUACCAACGAGGCAGUGCUAGCAACAGAUUACGCCCAUUGGUUUCAUUGCCGGGCGAAAGCGGCGCGUACGGAAAAUGACCCUGAAAACCUAUUCAUGAUGCGUAACGAACCCCUGCGUCUGCGACGAGUAAACAAUUUUAGCUACAUGAAGAAAUUCUCCCUCCGAGUCCGGAAGUACUACGAGCAAACAGAAGAGGACGCAAGGAACUUCUUCAAAAGUGCGGUUUUCUUGGAGUCGCCGCGCGUGCAGCAGUCUGUAGCCAAGUUUCUGGAAGCCUGCAGACCUGGCUUGGCAGCUUUUGCGGAAAACGAAGACGUGCGCUGGGGCUGUUCUGCUUUAAUUCUUUUGCCGUUACUGGACCUUUUGGUGGAGCUUGCGCCGGUGCUUGGAAAAGGGUGGGCGGCCACGAUUUGUGGGUACAUGUUUCCGUACGACAAGGAGGAGCUGGGGCGCGACGAUUCCACACUUCCUCGUUGGCUGAAAGAACCGUGUAAGCGAAGAGUUGCGACCCUGGACGGCCAAAACGAAGUGGACCUGAACUGGAUAACGGCAGCGCUCCAUGGGAAGCAAGGUCACCUGUUCGAGCCGGAAGAAACGGAAGAAGACACAAAUUCCAUUCCCCGCGGUGUGCUGACUUCCCAUCAAGCGAAAGAACUUUGCCGAAAGCGACUAGCGGAGAAUCCCUGGCUUCUGGGAGUUAUGAAGUUGGACGCUAAAAAUGUGCGGCUGCUAUUGCGUUAUGUAGUAAGCAUGUACGCGAAAGCGAAUUGAAAUUGUGCGUGGUACGAAGAGGAAUCGAAAUGCUCUUCGACGAGGAAAAUACAUGCAGCUACGACGCACGUGAUUGAAGGCGAACAUCGCCUUCGCAAGCUUCCGAUACAGCUGAAAUUGGUCUGUGGUUACCACGUUUGCAUUCAAAAUCCGUGCUGCAGCUCACGAACCAAUUCCAAUAGCAGAUGCGCGCAUGAGACUUUGGCUUUCAUAAUUUCCCGUGCGCCGAAGGUAAAGAGGAGGGGGGCUAUAGUUGUGGGAGGCGAUUCAUCAGACUCGGAAUUCGAUUAUGAUGCAGCUCUAAGCGGCUCUGAUAGAGAUGAAUAAGCUUGGAACUGCGACGCUGAUAAUGCAAAAUGGUACUAGUCAAGAUCUGGAAGUGGAUGUUGUUGUUGGCAGAUUAUUUUCCUAUACCUAUUCCCCGAUCACGUGUUUACAGUGCAGCAGCACGAUCCACCCCAUAGCAGAUGCUAGGUGCUCAGGCACUUGUUGCACGAAACCGCUUUUG
Molecule: messenger RNA, 3456 nt
Organism: Amoebophrya sp. A120
Lineage: Eukaryota; Dinophyceae; Syndiniales; Amoebophryaceae
Source: the annotation of a GenBank genome assembly